Messenger RNA from Alnus glutinosa, 1895 nucleotides. Its product is annotated as receptor-like cytoplasmic kinase 176. The transcript has 6 exons. NCBI's taxonomy places the organism in Eukaryota, Viridiplantae, Streptophyta, Magnoliopsida, Fagales, Betulaceae. The record is from RefSeq and is a predicted model, not a curated record. Gene Ontology annotation, biological process: protein phosphorylation. Gene Ontology annotation, molecular function: protein kinase activity; ATP binding. Bases 430 to 1653 code for a protein of 407 amino acids.
CAUUGGCUUCGUUCGCUAAGGUCUAAAAAGGCCACCAAUGGAACGCCCAAAAGCAGAGACCUUUUCUCUCGUGAAUCAGAGAGUGACCCAAGGCAAAAAGUUGCACCAAAAAUCCAUUUCGAGUCAAUGCCCAAGCACUUCAAUCUGCGUUAAAGAGAAAGUGGGUGAUCUCUUCCGUUCUCGAUUUGCUUUCUAUUUUAUUCUAUUUCGUUCAUUCUUGUUGCGUAUUUGCUACUUUUACGGAGUCUUUUCACAGAAGACUCGGAUUGUUGGCAAAUUUCCAACAAUCUUAAAUCAUUUAUUAAAAAAAAAAAAAAAACUUGCUUUGGAUCUGUGUUUCUUAAAAGGGUUAGUUCGGUUUUCUCUGAAUUUCAAAGUUUCUUUUGUAUCUGAAAGUCUUUGUGAGAGUUCUGAGAGGAUCUGUUUUGGAUGGGGGCUUGCAUAAGCAAUCGGAUUAAGGCUGUGACUCCUCAUACAGGGUUUAAUUCAAAAAAUGUGAGCAGAGAUGGGAAUUACUUGAGUAGUUCAAGUAGCAAAUUCUCAUUGGCUUCCGUACCCAUGACUCCUAGGAGUGAGGGUGAGAUCUUGGAGAUCUCCAAUUUGAAGAAUUAUGGCUUCAGCGAACUCAAAAUGGCUACAAGAAACUUCCGCCCUGAUAGUGUAUUAGGAGAGGGUGGGUUUGGUUCAGUUUUUAAGGGGUGGAUUGAUGAGCAUUCACUUACAGCUACCAGGCCUGGGACUGGCAUAGUGAUUGCUGUGAAGAGGCUCAACCAAGAAGGGCACCAGGGUCACAAGGAAUGGUUGGCAGAAAUCAACUAUUUGGGGCAGUUGCAUCAUCCUAAUCUUGUCAAGUUGAUGGGUUAUUGCUUAGAGGAUGACCAUCGGCUUCUGGUAUAUGAGUUCAUGCCCAAGGGAAGCAUGGAAAAUCAUCUAUUUCGAAGGGGUUCACACUUCCAGGCACUUUCAUGGAGCCUCCGAAUGAAAAUUGCUCUUGAUGCUGCAAAGGGACUUGCUUUUCUUCACAAUGCUGAAUCACAAGUUAUAUAUCGUGACUUUAAGACUUCUAAUAUCCUGCUUGAUUCGGAUUACAAUGCAAAACUGUCUGAUUUUGGGCUGGCAAGGGAUGGGCCAACUGCUGGUAAAAGUCAUGUCUCUACCAGGGUUUUGGGAACCUACGGAUAUGCUGCUCCAGAGUAUCUAGCCACAGGUCAUCUGACUGCCAAAAGUGACGUAUAUAGCUUUGGAGUCGUACUUCUAGAAAUUUUAUCUGGCCUUCGAGUCAUAGACAAGAACCGGCCAUCUGGACGGCAGAACCUGGUGGAGUGGGCAAAACCUUACCUGAACAAAAAACAAAGGAUUUUCCGUGUUCUAGAUGUUCGUCUCGAAGGUCAGUACUCACUGGAUAGCGCCCAAAAGGCAGCUAACCUUGCACUUCAGUGCCUUGCUGUGGAAGCCAGGAACAGGCCCAACAUGGAUGAGGUGGUAACAGCAUUGGAGGAGCUUCAGGUCACACCAAAAACUGAUGAAAAAGAGCCCCAUGUAAAUGGUCAUAGCCUUUCCAAUGGAAUGCCUGUCUCCUGCAGAGAUUCCGUGAAGGAGGAUUCAAAAUUCACUGUUUACCCAAGGCCUUCUGCUAAUCUAGUUAAUCCUUAAGGCAUGGAAAAGUUUUUUAUGUAGCUGAUUUAUCUUUUCUAUUUUGAAGGAGUCUUGGCAGGGUUUGGACAGAGUUUCAGGAUUCAAGCAUACACCAUUACAAUGUUUCUUUUGAACAUUGUACAGUUUUUUGCUUUUGUAUAUGUACUAGAGCUAGCUUUGAAUUGUUUUCUGCUUUACACUUAGAAGCCUGAAAGGCCCCUCAAUCUAAUAUCUGGUUCCAGGAAUGUGUUUGAUGAUGA